AUGGGGCGCUAUGGGGCAGCUAUGGAGCGCUAUGGGAUGGCUAUGGGGACCUAUGGCGCGGCUGUGGGGCGCUAUGGGCUGCUGUGGGGCGCUGAUCCAUGGGCUGUGCUAUGGGGCAGCGGCGGUCAUGGCAUCCCCCCUCUUCCCCCGGGUCCACGCUCUGGCCCUGGCGCUACUUGUGGGGCUGGGCCCCACACUGAAGGCUCGAGCAGAUCCCCACAGCAUCUUGGCUUCGCCCCAUAACCUGCUGGAGACACGCCUCCUGCGCUCGGCGGGCUCCUGGACGGCUCUGCUGGCUCUGUCCCUGGCCGUGGCCUCCCUGCCGCUCCUCCGCCCGACAGGGGGCGCCGUGGCGCGGGCCGCGGCUCGCUGGGCCGUGGGGGCCGCUCUGUCCCGCGGCGCCCCGCGCUGGCUGUGGGACUCGUUGGUGGCCGCUACGGGGCGCUGCUGGGCCCGAGGCGCUGUCCAUGGUGGCGCCCUCCUCCUGCCCUACGGCGACCCCCGCAGCUGCCGGGCCCACGGCCACCAAUGGGAAGGCUUCGGGGUCUCCCCACAGGCCUUCGCCCUCGUCCAUUGCGGGCUGGGAUUGGCUGAGGAGGGUGGGGCCGCCAUCGUCACCUAUGGGGCCGCCAUCGUCACCUAUGGGGCCGCCGUCGUCACCUAUGGGGCUUGCGCCCCCUAUGAGGUCCCCAUCCCCUAG
Messenger RNA from Pezoporus occidentalis (night parrot), 700 nucleotides. RefSeq names its product fat storage-inducing transmembrane protein 1-like. The coding region runs from base 11 to 700 and encodes 229 amino acids. Gene Ontology annotation, molecular function: coenzyme A diphosphatase activity. NCBI's taxonomy places the organism in Eukaryota, Metazoa, Chordata, Aves, Psittaciformes, Psittacidae. The record is from RefSeq and is a predicted model, not a curated record. Gene Ontology annotation, cellular component: endoplasmic reticulum membrane. The transcript is spliced from 3 exons. Gene Ontology annotation, biological process: phospholipid biosynthetic process; lipid storage; lipid droplet organization.